Molecule: messenger RNA, 3225 nt
Organism: Cloeon dipterum
Lineage: Eukaryota; Metazoa; Arthropoda; Insecta; Ephemeroptera; Baetidae
Product: myelin regulatory factor
Exons: 19
Coding region: 90-2966 (958 amino acids)
Biological process (GO): protein autoprocessing; positive regulation of DNA-templated transcription
Cellular component (GO): endoplasmic reticulum membrane; nucleus
Molecular function (GO): sequence-specific DNA binding; DNA-binding transcription factor activity
Source: RefSeq, a predicted model, not a curated record
GUUAAAAUCGCUAAUUGGAGGCGGACCCUUCCAAAAAGCCCGUGCACUGUCCGGAGAAUUCGGCCCAACACGAGUCCCGAAAUGCCGAAAUGGAACUGAGUGCCGACGCCACUCUUCAGGAGGUCAUCGCUCGAGCCGAUUUUGUUGGGGGCAUAGACAACGAAGCCUUGGAUUUCAGCCAGUUGGAGGAUUUCAUCAAUGGAGAAAAUGAUCCCUCAAACAAUUAUUUCGCCGACACUCUGGCGAGCAACGAGAAAGUGGUCGCGCCACGCAUGUUGGUGCCCCCUCCGCCCCCGCCACCUCCAGUUUACAAACCACACCUCGAAGCCCCCUUCGCCACACACCCAAAUUUUUCGCUCGGCCCGAACAGACACAAUUUGCCAGAGAGUCCCCCCGACUCGGGUUCAGAGCCGCCAUAUUCACCUCAGGAACCAGGAGGACACUCGCCUCAGCAAAACAAAACGAUGGCACUGCCGGACAUGCUGAUCCACGACUCGUACAAACUGGCCGCCUCUUUAUUUCCGCCGCCGGCCGCCCCGAUGCCCGCGGCCAGCCCCCUGGUGCAGGCGCCCCUCCAGCAGCAGGGCAGCCCCGUCUACACCACCCUGCAGCCGUCGCAACAGGCCAAAAAGCGCAAGUUGUCCGACAGCGGCAACAAUGUCCAGGUCAAACAGGAGCCAGUCAAGUGCUCGCCGGAGCUGUCGCCGGACUCGAGCUCGAACCACACUGGCGUGACGGCGACCGUCCUCGACUCGCAGGACGACUACAGCUUCGACAUGGCCAGCAGCGACACCAGCUACCUGGACGGUGCUUACCAGUGCAUCAGGUUUCAACCCUUUCAACAGACCUCCUGGCACACCCUUUGCGACCACGAAUUAAAGGAGCUGCCCGUGCCUCACUACCGGGUGGAUGCGGACAAGGGAUUUAACUUUUCCAACGCUGACGACGCAUUCGUGUGCCAGAAGAAAAAUCAUUUUCAGAUCACGUGCCACGUCCAAUUGCAAGGGGAGGCGCACUUUGUAAAGACGGCCGAGGGUCUGAAAAAAAUCAGCAGUUUUCACCUACACUUUUAUGGGGUCAAGGUGGAGUCGCCCACGCAGACCAUCAAGGUCGAGCAGAGCCAGAGCGACCGCAGCAAAAAGCCAUUCCAUCCUGUCCUUGUUCGUUCCAGGGUGGACCUGCACCCUGAGCAGCUGACCAAGGUCACGGUGGGCCGUCUGCACUUCAGCGAGACCACUUCCAACAACAUGCGCAAAAAGGGCAAGCCCAACCCGGACCAGCGCUAUUUUUACCUGGUGGUCGGCCUGCACGCACACUGCGCCGGCGACUGCGAGUAUCCCAUUGUCGCACAGGCUUCUGAGCGAAUCAUCGUCAGGGCUUCAAAUCCGGGUCAAUUCGAGAGCGACGUUGAGCUCGGCUGGCAGAAAGGGCAGACGGCCGACUCGGUGUUCCACGCCGGCCGGGUGGGAAUAAACACAGACCGUCCGGACGAGGCCCUGGUGGUGCACGGCAACCUGAAACUCACCGGCCACCUGAUUCAGCCGAGCGACCUGCGCGCCAAGGAGGUCGUCUCCGAGCUGGACACGCGGCAGCAGCUGCGCAACGUGCAGCGGCUGCGCCUGGUGCAGUUCCGCUACGCCAAGGACUACUGCGCACACGCAGGCGUCCAGGGCCAACCUGAGGACACCGGCGUCAUAGCACAGGAGGUGCAAAGGGUCCUGCCGGAGGCCGUGAGCUCGGCAGGUCCUGUCGUGUUGCCCAGCGGCCGCUGCAUCGAAGACUUUUUGGUCGUCAACAAGGACAGAAUAUUCAUGGAGAACCUAGGUGCCGUCAAGGAACUCUGCAAAGUCACCGACAACCUCGAGUCCAGGAUUGGACAGCUGGAGAAGAUGAGGGCCAAGAGGGUCGACUCCCUGAGCAGCGCUGGAUCAGUGACACACAAGAGGAGAAGGCCGGCGGAUGAAUCACUUUGGUGCUCCAACAGGCUCAUCCAAGUUGCCCUGCUGAUGCUUGUGUUUAUUAUGGCCUUUUGUCUCGUUGCAAUGGCCACGCUGUAUUUCCUGGAGUACCAGAAGCGCAGCGAAUCCGACUUUUUGAGGCACUCUUACAGUCACAAAAUAGCUGCGGCAACGCGGCGGCCAGCCACACGGCCGACGCGGCCAUCCAGCUCGUCGAGCAGCACAGCGGCCUGGUUCACAGCGCCGUCGAAAACAACCACAGCAACUGCACGGACCACGAUGGACAUGGAGGUGGACCACGGCCAGCCGCUCGGAGAACCGCCCGAUUGCACUGACGGAAUUUGUCCAGUUUAUUGCUGCCUCGCGAGCAACAGUGAGCAUUUGGGCGACGAGAGACCCUACGCAGAAGUUACGCCCGGAAGUAAUAAACUCGAUAAUGAGUACGCUAAAGGCACAAGCAGUGCCCCUCCUGUUAAAGAGCGCCAUCGGAGCAUAAACAAUGAGGUGCCGAGACGGCGCAGGGAAACCGGCCAUGACACAAACGGGCUCAGCUUUUCAGAAUUAGGAGUGUUGGGCAUACACCUGUCCGGGCGGCAUUUCAACGUCUCUCUAGGUCCGUCGUACUGCGACCACGAAUCGUCAGAGGUGGACAAAUGCCUGCAAGGAAUCGCGACAAACACGAGUCUCGUGGUGCCCAUCAGCGCCCACUUGACUCACGGACAACUCGCUCUCUCUUUCACACUCCCGCCGUCCCUUCAGGAACCUGUCGAAGAGUGUGAAUCAACAACCGAACCAACUGCCUGUCCCGGGCUGCAAAUCGAAAAUCCAGGCCCCACGCCGUCGUCGCAGCACUUUGUGCUGGACAUUUCGCGCUACGUUUCGGCACAUUACCGCUUCAGGGUGCCUCUCACGUCGUUGCAAUACGACGUGUGCAAAGCUGCUGCCUCAAAGGUGGGCACUGAUUUCCUCGAAGUCAACAUCAACGUGUACCGAAUGUGCACAGACUAGUGGUCCAAGAAUGCUGAUGUGAUAAUCGAUCGACGAGCUAUUUUUCCACCCCCUCCCCUCGCACUCAUAGCUGGCACCACUUAGUCAUCGUACGUGUACAAACAAGAUCUCUGCUCCUAUUAUUAAAAUUUAUUGAAAUGUAUUACGGUAAUUCGACAUCUAUGAUAAUUAUAAUUAUUAUACAUGUGUAACCAGUCAUUUGUUAAGUUUUAUCGUGUAGCUGAUUGAACCAAUAAAAUUGUCUUUUUAUUAAUAAAAA